Messenger RNA from Sebastes umbrosus (honeycomb rockfish), 2447 nucleotides. RefSeq names its product synaptotagmin-9-like. Gene Ontology annotation, molecular function: SNARE binding; calcium ion binding; calcium-dependent phospholipid binding. Gene Ontology annotation, biological process: calcium-ion regulated exocytosis; cellular response to calcium ion; regulation of dopamine secretion. Gene Ontology annotation, cellular component: membrane; dense core granule. Bases 582 to 2174 code for a protein of 530 amino acids. NCBI's taxonomy places the organism in Eukaryota, Metazoa, Chordata, Actinopteri, Perciformes, Sebastidae. The record is from RefSeq and is a predicted model, not a curated record. The transcript has 8 exons.
CGAGCAUUCAUUCAAGGACCUUGACUGGAGCUAAAGCCUGGAGGCUCAGUAGUGAUUCAGCAGCAGCAGAGGACUGGACAGAGACGGGAAGUAAGAAAGACAAAGAAAGGGAGAGAAUAGAAGGAAGGGAGAGAAUAGAGAGAAUAAAAGGAAGGGAGAGGUGGACGAAGAGGAGAAGAGCGUGAGAGGCGCGCUGGAUUGGAGCUGUUAUUUCACUGCUGCAACAAAACCAUGCGAUGGAUGAUUAUUUUUAACCGGUGAAAACUUCUCUUCUCUCAGCCGAGACCUCCAGUUUUUACUCACAAUUCACAAAAAAACUCCAGUGAAUUCGGAUUUGACAGGAUUUGGCGGACGCGUCGAGCGCACCGGACCUCUCCAGCUGGGUGGAGCCGAGGUGCGUCUGUGCGCUGCUAGAGGCUGUGAGCGUGUGUGUGUGUGUGUGUGUGUGUGUGUGUGAGAGAGAGAGAGAGGGAGAGAGAGAGAGAGAGAGAGAGAGAGAGAGAAAGAGAGAGAGAGAGAGAGAGAGAGGUGGUGGAGGAUCAGCCGGAGUGGCCGACCAGUCAGAAGGAUGCUGGAGGGCAAUGCCUGCAGAAAGAGAGGAUGAGAUUUGUCGACAGGCUCUGGAGCUGCUGUCCGACCUGUGCUCCAAGGGAGAGGUGCAGGACGACCACUGCCUGGACUUCAUCUACUACUUCAGGGACCUGGCCAGACCGCGCUACACAGACUCAGAUGUAUCGGUGAGCCUGUUGUCCCUGCUGGUGACCACCUGUGGUCUGGCUCUCUUCAGCGUCUCUCUCUUUGUCUCAUGGAAGUUAUGCUGGGUGCCACUGAGUGGCCGCUUCCUCCCAGACCUCCUCAAGGGGGCGCACUUCCUGGGAGGAGACCAACAGCCCGUCCUCACAGAGGUGGACGGGGAGGAGAGGGAGUACAGCGAGGAUGGCUGUGUGAAGGAGCCUUCCGGACCCCCCUUUGCUGUGGCUGUCCCAGAGUCAGGCCUUAAGAUAAGCCACACGUCACCUGACAUCCCACUGGAGACCCAGACCAAGGUGGAGAAAAACCAGGUCCACACUCUGGCCAGGGACAGGGUCCAGAGACAGAUAACUGAGCCUACUUCGUCUGUACGGCACAACUCCAUCCGUCGUCAAAUGAACUUGUCCAAUCCGGACUUCAACCCUGCUCAGUUCCAGCGCCAAGAGUCACUAUCUGGUUUGGGCCGAAUCAAACCAGAACUCUACAAGCAGCGAUCGGUGGACGCAGAAGACGGUCGUCGCUCCGACAGCUGCGGGCGUCUCCUCUUCGUCCUGAAGUUUGACUUUGACCUGGAGCAGCUGAUCGUGAAGAUCCACAAGGCCCAGGACCUUCCCGCCAAGGACUUCUCAGGGACCUCCGAUCCUUACGUCAAGAUCUACCUGCUGCCUGACCGCAAAACCAAGCACCAGACCAAGGUGCACCGCAAGACACUCAACCCAGUGUUCGAUGAGGUGUUUCUCUUUCCUGUGGCUUACCCCGAGCUGCCGAGCCGUAAGCUGCACUUCAGCGUCUACGACUUUGACAGGUUCUCUCGCCAUGACUUGAUUGGCCAAGUGGUGGUGGACAACUUCCUGGAUCUUGCCGACUUUCCCCGGGAGACAAAACUGUGCCGGGACAUACAAUAUGUAACCUCGGACAAUGUGGACCUAGGAGAGCUGAUGUUCUCAUUGUGCUAUCUCCCCACGGCCGGCAGGCUCACCAUCACCAUGAUCAAAGCCAGAAAUCUCAAAGCCAUGGACAUCACUGGAGCUUCAGAUCCAUACGUGAAAGUGUCCCUGAUGUGUGAAGGCCGGAGGCUAAAGAAGAGGAAGACGUCAACCAAGCGUAACACUCUGAACCCAGUGUACAAUGAAGCCAUUGUGUUUGAUGUUCCUCCUGAGAACAUCGACCAGAUCAGCCUGCUCAUAGCUGUCAUGGACUAUGAUCGGGUCGGACACAACGAAGUGAUCGGGGUAUGCAGGGUGGGCAACGAGGCAGAGAGCCUGGGCCGAGACCACUGGAGUGAGAUGCUGACAUAUCCACGGAAACCCAUCGCACACUGGCACCCACUCAUAGAGACCGUCUGCUCUCCGGCUGGAUAUGCAAGGCUGAUACUGCGUGCAUAUCAACAUCAGAACAGGAUAAAGGUAUUUUUCUCUGAAUAAAAAAUGCACAUGGGAGUUGAAGCCACCAACACCUCGUCACGUAAGGCCCCCCAAAUUAAACUCUGCCGACCGGCACCUCGGCACCGCAGCGCCGACAGUUCAUGCAGACCGGUGCCUGUCUCCCUCCACGCAGCUACCGAGUGAGAGAGCGAGGAGUCCUGGCGAAGGGGCGCCGUUCAUCUGAAUGCACGCUCGCGCUGCAGAGCCGGCCAAGCUGGCCAUGUCGAUGACGUUAUACACAAGGAGAGUGAACCGGAGUAACGUUUAACAUUU